GUGCCCGCUCUUCCGGCGCGGGAUCCCGCCGCCGCUGCUCCGUAAGCAGUUUCCUACUGUUGCGAUGGGACGGUGUUGGAUAAGACGCCUAACGUUUGCGGUGCAGUAUCGGCAAAUGUACUGUUUCAGCUGUUCUGGACUCGCAACCAGAAACGAACCAGAUGGUACCGACCAACAAACACCAAGACGCACCAAUUGGAAUUUAGGACGAGCCUUUAUUCCUGGCCAGGGACUGACUGAGAGCCUCCACUCGGGGAAGGAUCAGACCAGUGCCCAUCCAGGGACGAGAGCAUGCUGUGACUUCGGUCUCUUACCAUUGAUGUGUGAUGUCCCAGCAAAUGGCAGUGUUCUCUGUGGUGCUGAGAAGACACCCUGGGGCGCUGGCAGUGCUCUGGCAGCGGUGCAGACCAGGUUUGCACGCAGCUGGGUAGACUGAGCAGGAGCGAUGCCCCCAGGCCGGUGGUACGAGGUCCCUGCAGUGCAGGCCCCAGCUCCCAGGGAGCGAGGGCGCCUUCUGACGGUGAAGAAAGAGGAGGAGGACAAAGGCUAUGCCUCGGUGCAGACUGCCAGGCCGCAGACACUCAACCGCCCCGGCCAAGAGCUCUUCCGCCAGCUCUUCCGCCAGCUUCGCUACCACGAGUCUUCCAGCGCCCUGGAGACGCUGAGCCGGCUCCGGGAGCUCUGCCGCUGGUGGCUGAGGCCGGACGUUCUCUCCAAGGCCCAGAUCCUGGAGCUGCUGGUGCUAGAGCAGUUCCUAAGCAUCCUGCCGGGGGAGCUCCGGACCUGGGUGCAGCUCCAUCACCCUGAGAGUGGUGAGGAGGCCGUGGUGGUACUGGAGGAGCUGCAGCAGGAUUUGGAGGGCUUGCCACGAAGGGACCCAGGCCUUGACCCGAGCCCGGAUGUACACUGGAUGGGCACUGCGGCCCUGCAGUCCUCGCAGACCUGGCCCUCUGUGUCACCGCUCCGGAGCAGCUCUGCUCCCGGACACCCGCUGGAGCCCCCCUGCGCAGUAGGAGUGGGUGACAUCCUGGCUGGGCCACCCGAUCCUCCUGCCGCCCUGGCACCUUCCCUCUCCCAGAGCGAGGCGACCCCAGGAGCCUGGACUGCAGCUACACGGUCCCCGAUGCCAGAGCCACAGGAGGCCACAGCUUUCAAGGACGUGGAGGUGACCUUCUCCCAGGACGAGUGGGGGUGCCUGGACUCGGCCCAGAGGAAUCUCUACAGGGAUGUGAUGCUCGAGAACUACGGGAACUCGGCAUCUCUGGCGGGGUCCUUCCCCAAACCUGCCCUGAUCUCUUGGUUGGAAGCAAGGGGGCCCUGGGGGCUGAAUGUGCAGACGGCUCGGCCUAAGAGGCUUCUGGAUUCUACCCCUACAGGAGCUGAGCUCCAGAUUAAGACAAACAAAUUCGUCCUAAAGCAAGAACCUGUGGAGGAUGCAGGAGGCAUUGCUGUGGUGUCCAGAUGCCCUGUGGCAAGUGCUCCAGAGGGAGAGGAGCGCAGAGAACCCUCCGAGCAGCAGAGCUGGCUAAUGAAGCCCUGUGUGAGAUUCAAGAAGGAAGAGUCUGAUUUCAGCCCCAGGGUAGAGAAAGAAUCUGAAGCGUCAGGAGGAAGUGACUCUCUUGACAUAAAACAUGUGGCAUAUUUGAGAGUUUCCAAGAAAAAGCGAUCCCUGAAACACGGCUGUGGCAGACACUUGCGGAAGAGUUCACACCACCGCGACUGUAAGAAAUGCGGGAAGGGGCUCAGACACGAGGUGGGGGGCUUUGGCCUCCACCCGAGGGCCCAUGCCGGGCUGACGGGGAGUGAAAAGGACACCCGUGGAAAGGCCUUCGGCCUCGGCGCUGCUCACCAGCACGAGCAGGGUCUGCACACAGCAGGGACGUUGUACAGGUGCCGGGACUGCGGGAGGACCUUCAAACGGAGCUCCCACCUCGAGUAUCACCAGAGAAUUCACAGCCAGGAGAAGCCGUUUAAGUGCAGGGUGUGUGAGAAAGCCUUCAGGUGGAGCUCCAACUGCAUCCGGCAUGAGAAGAUUCACACUGGUGUGAAGCCGUACAAGUGCGGUGCGUGUGAGAAGGCUUUCCAGCGCCUGUCAGCCUACCGUCUGCACCAGGAAACCCAUGCCAAGCAGAAAGUGGAGCUGGACCAGUAUGAAGAGGUCCUCACCUACAACUCAGAGCUGGAUCCGCAUUUGAGAGACCAGAGUGGGGAGAAGCCCUUUGACUGCAGCCAGUGUAGGAAAUCCUUCCACUGUAAGUCCUACGUCCUUGAGCAUCAGAGGAUCCACACGCAGGAGAAGCCUUACAAAUGUGCCAGCUGCAGGAAGACCUUCCGGUGGAGGUCCAACUUCACCCGUCACGUGAGGCUGCACCAGGAACAGGAGUUCUGUGCACCAGAUCCCUGUCCAGACAGCGGCAGCCCGAAGGACUUCUGUCAGCCGCAGGGGCCCCCUGUCGUGGAGAACACUUUCCUGUGUCAGCAGUGUGGGAAGACUUUCACUCAAAAGAAAACCCUCAUUGAGCACCAGAGAAUCCACACGGGCAAGACCCCGUACCAGUGUAGCGAGUGUGGGAAAGGGUUCACCUACAGGUCAGCCUUCAUUGUUCACAAGAAGAAGCACGCCAUUAAAAGGAAACCCGAGGGCAGGCCGACUUUCAGUCAGGACGUUGUGUUCCAAGUUCCACAGAGCAGCCAUGUCCCGGAGGAGCCCCACAAGUGCAGCCAGUGUGGCAAGGCCUUCCGCAAUCACUCCUUCCUUCUUAUCCACCAGAGAAUCCACACCAGAGAGAAGCCGUACAAGUGCAGGGAGUGCGGCAAGGCCUUCAGGUGGAGCUCCAACCUCUACCGACACCAGAGGCGGCACUCUCUGCACCGACAGUGCGAGCACCGUCAGAGUGACGAGCCUCCCAGCCUGUCGCCGAAGGCCCUCACUGACCAGAAACCUUUCUGGUGCCAAGAAUGUGGGAAGACCUUCACCCGUAAAAGGAGUCUCUUAGACCAUAAGGGCAUCCACAGUGGAGAGAAGCGCUAUAAAUGCAACGUGUGUGGGAAGUCUUACGACAGAAAUUACCGUCUUGUUAAUCAUCAGAGAGUCCACGCUUCAGAGAGGCCUUUUAAAUGGGUGGGGAAAGAGUUCCUGGGGAGACACGCGCUUUCCAUUCACCAGAGAAAACACCCCCGAGUAACACAGGCAGAGUGCGGCUCAUCUGGGCUGUCAUCCUUUCCGCACACCGGGCUGGGUGCACAGGAGUUAACACCAGCGGAAACAAAGCCCCUGGAGGAAGGCGAGGAGCCCUGUGACCAGCGCGCUGCGUUCGCGGGACUCCAGGACAGGCCUGCUGGCAAGAAGUGCCACAAGUGUAGCACGUGCGGGAAAGCUUUCAGCAAGGGUUCGCUGCUCCUCAACCAUAAGCGCUUCCACACUCGAGAGAGGCCCUUCAAGUGCAGAGUGUGUGGGAAGACCUUCAGGUGGUCUUCCAACCUGGCUCGGCACAUGAAAAACCAUAUUUGAGCGUAGCCUGGGACCUGCUGCGGAUGGUGGGGGUGGUGGGGAGGGCGGUGGUCCUGGCCACCUGGCUGGGGAGCCCUCGGCUAGGCGGUGUGGGAAACCUUCACAAAGGGCCCAGCCCUUGCGGUUUCAGAAGCGAAUGGCAGGCAAUCGUGAGAAUCUCCAGGCUCAGGGAGUUGCCGCGCCCACCUGCCAGUAAGUGGUAGGGGGAACAGCAGCAGCGGUUCUUGGGGGCCUUGUAGAGGCCCAGGGCUCCCCGGCCAGGUGUUCUGUAUCAGCUAGGGAACGACCUGUACCCUCUGUGACUGGACAGAGUGAGGGCUGGUGGAGCCUCAGUUGCUCUCGGGUCUGGCUGUGAUGGUGCCUGUUGUGUUGUCGUUGAAAGCAGGUGUUGGGAACUAGUCCUCCCCCGAGGUCUCCUGAGGCCUUCUGGCUGGCUCCCAGCUGUCUGCUGAAGGCCCCCCUCGUCUCUGCAGCUGGGGAGCUUCCCUCAGGACCCUUCCAGGAGGUGGUCUGAGUGGGAAUUACAGUGUGCAAGGCUUAACCGCUGACCCCGGGCUCGGGGAAAAUGCUAAGGCCAAGAGGUUUCUCGUGGUCAGCGCUGCGGCCAGUUCUCUGAGUAGAGUCCUGCACUGUGGUGUCUCAGCUUUUCUGUUGGCUUCCAGCCCGGCAUGGCCAUGGCCGCAGUGCUGCGCUUAGGUCCGCCUCUUCUGCCCGCUGCGGGUCUCCCCUCUGCAGCCCUCCUGCUUGCGGGUCCGGUGCUGGUGUCGGGCUCGGCCCAGAAGUGCUGUGCACUGCGGGCUGCCCUCGGAGCGGGGCUGGUGCGCAGGGCGCCCUCACUUGCCCACCCACUUGUGUGGAAGCAGAAAAGGUCACCGUGGUGGUGCAGAGGACUGACGUUUCUGAAGUGCGUGUGAGCGUUGCUUUUGAAUGACUGAGGGCUUGGGGCCCGGGUGUAAGGCUGCGGUGCCUCGGCAGUGUGGCAGAUCUCAUCAGCUCACGGCUGAGCUGCCUGCCAAGCAGGGGCGCGCUCCCGGAGGGGAAGAAACCAGCCCGGCAGCAUCCUGGGGUGGCUUGCUCAGUCCUCUGCCCGCUCAGCACUGCCGUGGGCCGGUGGGCGCGAAGGCGGUGCCAUCGGUGGCGGCAGGAGCACGGAUGGCGGAUGGCCGGAGCAGGUGUCUUCUCUUGGCGUGCUGCUGUGUUUUCACCUGUGUCACCUCAGGUGGCCCUGCCAUGCUCCUGCCUUUCUGCAGUGGAAUUGAGUGUCCCAUCACUGGAGCGGUGUCCUGAGUUCUGCGUGCUUUCGGCCAGGUCACGUUAAGAGCCUUGGAGUCAUCACGCCUGGGCUCCAGACUCUGGGCUCGUUGGCCUUUUCCGAGCCCGUGACCUUGGGGAGCUGGCAGACCCUGCAGUGGCCUCUCCCGGUGUGUGGUGCAGCCGGCUGCCCUGCUGACUCCGGCACUGGAGGGCGUGGCUCGCCGAGGCUGUGGGUUGGGCGCUUGGGUUCUCGGGCCAGCGUUCUCCCAGCAGUGUUCCGGACCGUCAGCUGCGCCCCAGCCCUGGGAGUAGCCUCUUGUGUCUCAAGUUUCAUUCCCCAGCUCCUGUGCUACCUGGUUCCUCAUGAAGUUCCGGUCCCAACAGGUGUUUUUACUGCCAUUUUUAUAGAAUGAGAUCUUAUUUUUCUACAUUCCAGUUAGAUUUUAAAAUACACAAAGAAUGAAGUCAAAACCAACAGAUCCUUUUAUACUGAAGUAUUCCUGUUCUAGGAUUGUGCUGCUGUCUGGUCAGUACAUCUUAGUUCUGUAAGUGAUAGUAUUAUAGAAAUGUUAAUGGACUCCUGACCUUGGGCAUAACGACUGAACAUUUUGGUGUAACCAGUAUUGGCUUUGACUUCACCCCUACCCCGCCCACCCUGCCCCUUAGAUUGUCCUGCCCUCGCCAUCUCUCCUCCCACAGUGCCACCCCUCUGCUCUGGCCCAGGCCUUCACUCUCACAGCUGUGCCCAUGCCCGGCCCUCACCCGAAAACCUGCUUCCCAGCCCCCCUCUUCGGGGCCAUGUCCUGCCUCGUGACUUGUGCUCGGGUUUCUAGCUAAUGCUUGUCACUGCAGCAUGGCCAUGCACUCUGAGCUGGGGUUGGGCACUUCCGUGCAGAGCAGAUUAUAUAUAACUUGUCUCUCUAAAGAACUUGAGAACUGAAUUACUUCAGCCACGGUGGGGAUGGAAUGCUUUGACGUGCCCCCAGAUGUCACGUUGGCCACCCUGCUGGUUAGAGGCCUGCUGUGGACUGUUUUGAGCUGUAGGACUCCAGUUGACACCAUCUGGUUAUCUCACCGGGGCACACACUCGGCCUGGGGAGCACGCAGGCUGCUUCCGGCCUGGCCUGCCUUCUCUCCGCUCCUGGGAGAACCGAGGCUGGGGAUGGGGACAGCCAGAUGGGCAGGGGCCAUCCCAGCGCGGGGUGGGUGUUACCUGUGCGGCACGCUCAGCCCCUCCCUGACAGAUGGUCAGAUCAGGCAGAGAUACUUGCAGAGGAGAAGGCAGGAGAAACGCAGAAUGAGAGUGUCAAACACAAGUCAGUAAAUUCUUGAAAGCCAGAGUGUGCCUGGCUAAGUGUGUACAACAACUGGAAUUCACACUGCUUUGUGAGUGGCAGUUGUGACAGCUGCUGUGCCAAGCAGUUUACACCGGCGUGUGCAGUUGUGAGUGCUCUGCUGGCAGGUCCCCUCCUGGACACCGAGGUGGAUGCCGUGUGAGGAAAGAGCUCCUCGUUGUAGCGCUGUCCAGGCGGCGGGUUGGGAGAAGUGCAUGCCAUCAUCAGAAGAACCGGCAAACAGGUGGUGUUUUGUUUUGUCUUUUGGUACUUCAGGAAGUGAACUAGAGUUACAGCUUUCAAUAGAGAAAGCUGCAGAAGGUGAACAGUGCUAGUCGCCUAAAGUUAAGCAUCUGUGUGUCCUUGGGCAUACGGCUUCUGCUGAUUGGUGUUUCCCUUUUACUGUAAAUGGGGUAGUAGCACCCGCCUCACAGGGGGAGGGGUAAUUAAUGAAAUAAUGCAUGUACGGUGCUUAGAGUAGUGUCUGCGAUGUACAUGUUCUUGGUAUAUAGAAGACAGUGUUACUGUUUUGCACAACAUAUUUUCUGUGGAUUAAUGAGAAUGUAGAGUCAUGAAUUGGAAUGAUGUAAGAAAGUUGCUGCUCUGCCUCCCAGGUUAGGAGAGGCCGAUGGAAUCGCAGAGGGUUUAUGGGACUUCACUUGUUUCUUUGCUCAUUCUCUCUCUCUCUCUCUCUCUCUCUGUCUCUUUCUCACCAGAAUGCUAAGAUUUAACAUGUUAAUGUGGGUUCUUUUUAACUCCUUCAAAAUAUAUCAAAAUAAAGAAUUUUAAAAGAUGCA
Messenger RNA from Chinchilla lanigera (long-tailed chinchilla), 6896 nucleotides. RefSeq names its product zinc finger protein 445 (gene Znf445). The record is from RefSeq and is a predicted model, not a curated record. The transcript is spliced from 7 exons. Gene Ontology annotation, molecular function: DNA-binding transcription factor activity, RNA polymerase II-specific; RNA polymerase II cis-regulatory region sequence-specific DNA binding. Bases 446 to 3511 code for a protein of 1021 amino acids. Lineage: Eukaryota; Metazoa; Chordata; Mammalia; Rodentia; Chinchillidae. Gene Ontology annotation, biological process: regulation of DNA-templated transcription.